Mesocricetus auratus (golden hamster) is the source of this 1589-nucleotide messenger RNA. It is a transcript of the gene Dlk1, whose product is annotated as delta like non-canonical Notch ligand 1. NCBI's taxonomy places the organism in Eukaryota, Metazoa, Chordata, Mammalia, Rodentia, Cricetidae. Gene Ontology annotation, molecular function: Notch binding; calcium ion binding. The record is from RefSeq and is a predicted model, not a curated record.
GUACGAAAAGGCGGCGCGCGGGCCGCAGCCGCAGCUCCUGGGCGCCCCGCACCUAGUAGUGUGCGCCCCGGUGCAACCCUGGCUUUCUCUCCGUGGGACACCCGUGCCCCCUUCAUCGUCCGCAACCAGAAGCCCAGUGCAGCCCCCGGAGCCCCCUCUGCACCGCCGCUGCUCCCCGGACCCCGACCCAGGCCGCCCCGAGAUGACCGCGACCGGAGCCCUCCUGCGCGUCCUCUUGCUCCUGCUGGCUUUCGGCCACAACACCUAUGGGGCUGAAUGCGACCCUGCCUGCGACCCCAAAAAUGGAUUCUGCGAGGAUGACAAUGUUUGCAGGUGCCAGCCCGGCUGGGAGGGCCCCCAGUGUGACCAGUGCAUAACCUCCCCUGGCUGCGUCAAUGGAGUCUGCGAGGAAGCAUGGCAGUGCAUCUGCAAGGAUGGCUGGGAUGGGAAACUCUGCGACAUAGAUAUGCGGGCUUGUACCUCAACCCCCUGCGCCAACAAUGGAACCUGUGUGGACCUCGAGAAGGGUCAGUACGAGUGCUCCUGUGCCCCCGGGUUCUCUGGAAAGGACUGCCAGAACAAAGCUGGACCCUGUGUGAUCAAUGGCUCUCCCUGCCAGCACGGGGGUGCCUGUGUGGAUGACGAGGGCCGGGCCUCGCAUGCUUCCUGCCUGUGCCCCCCUGGCUUCUCUGGCAACUUCUGCGAGAUCAUUGCCAACAGCUGCACCCCUAACCCAUGCGAGAAUGAUGGCGUCUGCACCGACAUCGGGGGCGACUUCCGUUGCCGCUGCCCAGCUGGAUUCAUCGACAAGACCUGCAGCCGCCCGGUGAGCAGCUGCACCAGUGGCCCGUGCCUGAACGGGGGCACCUGCCUCCAGCACACCCAGGUGAGCUACGAGUGUCUGUGCAAGCCCCCGUUCAUGGGUCCCACGUGCGCGAAGAAGCGCGGGUCCAACCCCGUGCAGGUCACCCAUCUGCCCAGCAACUACGGGCUCACCUACCGCCUGACCCCCGGGGUGCACGAGCUGCCGGUUGAGCAGCCCGAGCACCGCAUCCUGAAGGUGUCCAUGAAAGAGCUCAACAAGAGUACCCCUCUCCUCACCGAGGGACAGGCCAUCUGCUUCACCAUCCUGGGUGUGCUCACCAGCCUGGUGGUUCUGGGCACCGUGGCCAUCGUCUUCCUCAACAAGUGCGAGGCCUGGGUGUCCAACCUGCGCUACAACCACACGCUGCGCAAGAAGAAGAACCUGCUGCUGCAGUACAACAGCGGCGAGGAGCUGGCGGUGAAUAUCAUCUUCCCGGACAAGAUCGACAUGACCACCUUCAACAAGGAGGCUGGCGACGAGGAGAUCUAAGCAGCAUUCCCCCAGGCCCUUCCCUAUUAUGGGGGUUCCGUAGAGCUCACUAUAUGCGGUCUGUGCUUCUCUUUGUGGUAGAGCUUGCUCUCUUUUGUGUGAAAUCUAGUGAACGCUACGCUUACGUAUAUUGUCUUUGCAUCGCUGUGUGACACGCUGCCAUGCUUUCAAGAACCCCCUCCCUCCCCCUUAAUGCAUGAUAAUGAAUAAUAAUAAGAAUUUCAUCUCUAAACGA